This is a messenger RNA of Naegleria gruberi, 2910 nucleotides long. RefSeq lists its product as uncharacterized. The coding region runs from base 1 to 2910 and encodes 969 amino acids. The record is from RefSeq and is a predicted model, not a curated record. The transcript has a single exon. NCBI's taxonomy places the organism in Eukaryota, Heterolobosea, Eutetramitea, Acrasida, Naegleriidae.
AUGUAUGGAAAUAACAAGAGGAAAAGAAAGUCAUCAUCCAAAACGGAGUGGUAUGAAGGAGUAUCAUCAUCCGAUAGAAUUGCAUUGGUCAAUUUUAUUGUAGAAUUGAUUCCUGGAAGUUUGGAAGUAGUGAGAAAAAAGCUUGGUGAUUUGAUGGUGCAAUCAAAAACACUAGAUGAUUUUGCUCAAUCAGUUGCUGAAUUUGUUCGACAACGAGCAAGAACCUAUUCAGUUGACUAUAUAAAGGGGAUGGUAUUGGAUAAGUUGGGUUUUAAUUCACUAUUUCUCACAGAGGAAAUUCCUCUCCUUCCUUCACUUCCUUUAACAACAAUUCAACAUAAUUUGCUUCAACAACUGCCAUCUCUACCUCCUCCUCUCUCUAUACCAAAUUCACUUUUUGAUUUGAGUUCGGAUCCAUUGGAUCUUUUACCAGGUACAAUUACAACACCUUCUCCAAACAGUAAUACUGUUAGACAAAUGCCAAAUAGAAGAAUACCUUCACGUGGUAUUGGCACUUCAGCACUUUCUAUGUCUUCCUAUACAUCUUUCCCUGAUCUCCCUCCUUCCAAUCAAAACAGUGGAUUGGUUGUUCGAGGUAAUGAAUUUAAUUCACUGUUAUUUGAAAAUUUUGUGGAGAGAAACAAAAGAGUAUCACAAGCUGUUAAUGUACCUGGAAUGAAUAUUGAAGAGCUAAUGGAACAAUAUAGACAUUGUACCAAGCUAGCCAAAUUGUGGAUAGUGCAAGAUUUGAUAACAAGAAAUGAACUAUCUCUAGUUUGUGGAGAUGAAUGGAAAGAUUCUAUUCUACUUUCCAAUCUUCCAUUUGAUUUAAAGUGUGAGAUUAUCACAUUUAUUCCGACUGAAAGUUUUACUAACUGUUGGUGGAUUCAAUAUUUGAGAUUAAGAAUUAUUUCAAAAUCAAUGAAAUCUAGGCUUGAAGAGACUCUCUUUUCAAGAAUGACAAAUGAAGGAAUUGAUCUCAGUGUUGUUAUGAGUUCCCAACUCUCUAAUUUUACUAUCAAAGGAAUACUUUCUCUAUUAUCCACACAUGCAGAGUACGUAAGACAGGGUAAUCAGUUUAGUGGUGAUUUUUUAAUUCCUAAAGGAGUCCCUGAAGAAGCAGAUACCGAUACAUUCCAACUAUUAUCAAAAAAGGGUCUACUAAGCAUGCCCAAAUUUAAUGGGAAUACUUUUCGUUCAAAAUUAGAGGAAAAUCAAUCGAUUGAUUAUUCAAAAUCAUUCGAUCACGAUUAUAUGGAAACUUUGGUAACUAUGGCUGCUAAAGAAGAUAAUACAUCCUAUAAUCCAUUUCAACAACAUGUUGCUGCAAUCAAUGAUAUUACAACAAAACAAAAUGGUUUAGUGAUGCAGUUGCAAACAGCUUUUCGUCAACCCGAACAAGAAUUUACGAGUUUGGAAAUUAAUAAUCCCUUUAUCAAAUCUCUUACUAUUUCCUUAAAUAGAACAAGAAACAAUUUUAUUACUGACAUUUUGACUAAUCUUGAGGAGUUGACUAUAAUAGUUGCACUUACCGAUUUUACUUAUCCAUUUUCACAACUCUUGAAUAAUAUCAAUCAUCUCAAGCUAAAGAAAUUGAAUAUUGUUUGCUACGAUCAUCUUCCAACAACAUUGUUUCACAGCAUUGAAGGUAGAUUAGAUUUAUUAGAUUUUGGAGGAACAAUUUCUCUUUACGCUGAUAUUGACGAAGGUUUAAUACACACAGCAUCUUUGAGCAACCUACCAAUUACUAUUUUAUUGGGAGAUAAGAUAAUCAAAUCAACACUCGAUUUCAAAAAUUUGACAUUUAGUUUUCAUCCAAUUCGAGACUUUAAUGUUACAAAAUAUAUUUUUGAAAAGGGAUGGUAUAGGAAAAUAGAUCACUCCAUAACACGUAUAGCACCCUUGUUUACGUCUAUUGAAAAUAAUAAGAAAAGCACUUUUCCUUUUAGUUGGUUUAACGCUGACCAGAUUAAGGAAUUAUUGAAAUACUUUGUUUAUGGUAACCAAUUUCCUUGGUAUGAAACUCCCUCAAACCAAUUAGAUGAAUCUAUUAUACAAUAUUAUUUACACAUGUUGAAUGUUAACCAAAAGCGAUUAAGAUACUCGGAACCUAAAGACUGCAGCGCAAAGAUCUUGAAUAUGAUAGUUUGGGGUUAUGAUAUUAGCCUAUGUCCUGAACUAAUUCUCACCAAUUGUACUAAUUUUGGAAAUAUUGGACGGAGACUUGUAAUUGAAAAAUUGAAACUAAAUCCAAAUUAUAUUAAUGUAGACAAAAUCAGGGCUUUAAUGCAAUCCACGAAAUCAAAUACUAAUGCCUUGUAUUGUAUUGUACAACUUAUUCCUUAUAUUCAAAACAAUAAUCAAAUAUUUGAAAGUUAUUUACUGAAUGGUAAGAAGACAAAUGCUCUACUUUCUAUUAUUUUCCAACCAACCAUGCUUGCAGAAUAUGUGUUUGAUAAUUUUGUUAGUAUCUCCAAUAUUGAGAGUGAUGUGGAAGUAUCUGGACUAAAUAUUUCCAUGUUUAGUGUUAUAUUAUCUUCACCACUCCCUAAUAGACUAGUUUUAAAAUUAGCAACAAGUAAUCCAAAACUACUCGUUCGAAGAAAUAGUGAUGGUAAUAUUCCACUCCACUAUUGUUUCGGCUCACCUAAACGAUAUGUACUAAUCAAGCCUUUCCUUGAAUUAGCUCCAGACACCCUUGAUUAUGAAGAUAAAAAUGGCUACAAACCUUAUCAUCUCAUUCCAGAAUGUUUGGAGGUUCAAGGUCCAAGACAUCAAACUGGGAUUGAUUUGGGAAUGGAUUUUUUCCAAACUUUCAUUCUUCCUGAUGUUGUUAAAGAUAGAUUAAAGGAAGAAUAUGAAGCUCAACAUGGUUUCCGACUGACCAACCACAAAUUUGUGAAUAACUGA